ACUUGCUAGCUUGAUAAAUUGUUCGUUUUUUGCUGUUUCUAGAUACCGACGGUAACGUUAAUGUUACCGUUGCCUAGCAGCAGCAAAGAGCAAUAUUCGGAUUGGUUCGCUGUGUCUGUAUGAUGACGUCGACGAGUCGGGUGACCGUUAGGAAUUUGAAUAGCGGCGACGGUUUGAAACACAGUUUUAUGCUAGCUGCUAGCUGCUAACUUACGAACAUGGAUAAAAAACGGUGGAGUAGCAAAGCGAAAGGCUAAAAAAAAGGAAAAGAAUAGCAGAGAGAUUGUACUCGAAAAAGAGGAAGAAAUGACACUUCGGAAAAACAUAACGUACCGACGCGACUUUCUUCAAAAGAGCAAAGAGCCUGGUGAAGAUGAUGCUAACGUUGCUAGCUUAGAGAAGUAACCAUAGCAACACUAUUCGAAGACGGACUUCGACAUAACACCAGCUGGCAGCCACUACUAGUUCAGCUGUAAACACGGGCCAGCAUCCAAGAGGACCUGAGCAUCAGCAUGACUGAGGAGAACCACAGCCCUGCGACAGACACCUGUUCAACUGCUCCAUCUCCACAACGUUACACCGCCGUGGAGGCCCAGCCCGACACUGAAGCGGAUGGCAGAGACCCGGUGGCGGGACAUGACGGGGACUCAGUUUCUACCCUGCAAAGACAACACUCCGCUCAAUGCGAGGGGAGCCCGAAGUUCAUAAAAGGGAUUAUUUGCAUCUGGGUUUGCCUGAGACCUCCGGAUUUUACUUUUGCAUUUGGGAUUUAUCGAUGGAAAGCCGAGAUUUCGCUCCUCCUCCGCACCACCUCCUGACGGAGCGGAGCGCGCUAGUUCACAGCGCCGCGUCUCGGAUGACUCCAGGCGGCCACGGCUCCGUGCAGCACCCGGCUCACUUCCAGCCAGGGAAAUACUACUCGUCCCACCUCUCCAUGGGUCCGCACUCAGGUGCUUCCUUCAUGGGUUCCUUCCUGGCCAGCAGUCUGGGGUCGCCGCCCUCCCACCCUCCUCACCCCUCGGGACCUGCCGCCUCCCCCUCAUCCCCCUCCUACAGGCCUGGACCCCAUUCGAGCGCUUCCCCUAUCUGGUUCCCCCAUUCACAUGAAGGGUACCCCAGCUAUUCAGGAAGUCUUGCUUCUCCCUUUCUCCCCAUGAGUCCCCUGGAUCACCAUAGCAACGGUCUCUACGGACAGCACCGCUUCUAUGAAACUCAGAAAGAUCACUUCUACCUAAGAGGUCUUCCUCCCCAGCCCCCUCUGCUCUCCACCAGUCACAGCCUUCCUCCGUUGUCCAGGGCUGCCCCGGGCCACCCGCUCGGCUCCUGCAGCAGAGAGACGGACACCGGGGGAGGAGGAGGUGGGAAGAGCACCAAGGACGUGGGCGAGAAAGGAGUUUCGUCCGUGUCAAAGGCGAAGGAGCGAUCGAGCAGCAAAGAGCGGCACCAGGAGAGCAAAGAAAAACAGCAUCAUCAUCACCAUCCACAUCAGACGAACCCUGCCGUCGCUCCGUCCGGCCACCACCACCAAGCUUACCCCCACCCUCACCACGCCCUACUUCCUCACCUUGCACCGCAGGGCAGGGAGGAGGACCACAGACACUCUCUGGAGCGACACAAGGAGUACAGAGACGGCGACUCGGGCAGUCAGGAGACAAAACAUAUGAGCGCCUGUAAACUGUCCAGCGGUUCGAUAGCAGAGACUGGCUCUGGAGGAAAGGGGGGAGCGCUGAGCAGCUGCAGUGGCGGUGGGGUUGGUAGACCUCCGUCUGGAGGAGGCAGGCGGUGCUCAAAGGACGGACCCAUAAAUGGGGAGAUGAGGAUCAGUGAAUCCUCAGCUUCUUCCAAUGAAUGUAUGAGAAGAGGUGCAGCUGCAGCAACAGCCAUGUUGGCACCUCCAAACCCCCACUCUGUGGCAUCCUACUCCAUGCCUCCUCCUCCCCCUCCACCACCUCCUCCUCAUGCUUUGCACAUGGGCUCCACAGUGGCAGGAGGGUGGCUACACCAUGCACAUCACCAUCCUCAUCCGGAGUUCUACUGUCCCCCAGCCCCUCUUACACUGACACCCUCCAAAGAUCCAGCGUCCACCCCCGGAGGGUCGGGCAGGGAGGCGAAAGUAAUCGGCCCAACGUACGUGCCCUCAGUUGGGCCACUGGGAGACCUGGCAGCCACUGACUGUCGUGGAGCAGGAGGAGGUGGGAGAAAGUCAGACGACAAGAGCGGAGAAGGAUCUUAUGAAAGUCCCUCUCAUCAUCACCUCAGCCGACUUAGUAGUUGCCAAAAGAAGGACAAAUCCCAGCCACACCAGCAGCAGCUGGGAUACGGCAAAGCCGACAAGCCUCCUGACUGGAGCCACCAGACGCAGCACUUCCAUAAACCCAGCUCCAAUGUGAGCUCUCAGUCUGAGCUGCGUUCCUGCAGCCUGGACAGAUCUUCCUCCUUCAGAGACGUAGAGGUCGUGGACGAUGUUUACCGGCCCUCGCUCCCACUAGAGGCUCAGGGGACACACCCUGGUGCUGGACAGGGCGCACCCAAGAAUGGCGCCGACACCGGCACUCCUCCCUUCAGGGACUGUUCCCACUCGGGUCCUCAUCCUGACGGGAGGGUGGGGUCGGGGGCAACAUCUCAGAGGGAGGGACAAAAGGUUGCGAGGAUACGGCACCAGCAGCACAGCAGCCACGGAGCGAGUACAGAAGAGAGGGGAAGAGACGGAGGCCAGACAGCACCUUCCUGGGGGGCUCGAGGGGGUUACCAAGAGGACCAGAGAAAAGGCUCCCAUCAUGCAUCAGUCGGUAACGGUGAAGUAAGAGGGCUCAGCACCAGAGCUCCAAACGGCGACCACAACCAGCCCCAUUCUCAACCACCUCCACCUCUAUCCCGCUCCUCAUCCCACACCACCGCUGAGGGCGAGGGCAGUGCCAUGAAGAACCUAAUGAACUACAGCUCCCAGCAGCCUCUGCUGCUGCCACAGCGGGGCCCCUUCGGAGGUCUGGGCUGCCUCAAGCAGGGCGGAGAGAGAUCAGAGAAGGGGGACAGAGGGGCAGCCAAAAGCAACACCUCCUUGCAAGACCCUCCCAAACAAGCGCUACCUCCUCGCAGAGGCUCCGCUAACGAGGGAGAGAGGGGGGACCGAGGCGGGAAAGAGGCCGGGGAGGCAGGUGAGGGGGAGGUGCGACAGCCUCCGGUGGGUAUUGCGGUCGCGGUAGCCAGGCCCCCCCAUCGUUCCCCAGACAACACCCCCGGACACAGCAGACAGGGCAGGGUGCUGCCCAGCAUGAAAGGAGUGUCGCGCCCCGUGUAUCCUCUCGGUCGGGAAGCAGAGGAGAGGAAGAGGAUGACAGAGGACCAGAUCAGCCUUCAUCACCUGGACAGAGACAGAGAAAUGAUCAUCAGGGAAAACAAGGAUCGCGUGGAGUUCGCCAGGAUCCACCCAUCUAGUAGUUGCCACGGCGACCUGACCUCUCACCUCUUGGUUCCCGGAGGGGCCAGCAGGUUAGGGGCGGACCCCGCUGCACACGCUCAUCCGGCUCACCACCACUGGAUGCAAAGGACAGGAAGUCCCUCCCUCUGGAUGGGGCAUUCAUACAGUCUGAGCCACGUGGGAAUGAGCCCCGGCUUCCCGCCAGGUCUGCCCAGCUCUCUCCAGCCCGUCUUGGGGUCGCUCACCCAAGACCCCAACUCCACGCUGGUGGUUCUUCCUACAGAACCUGGGUCUCAUCAUCAUCUCGACGUUCUGGAGCAGUCAGGCCUGUGGCCCCCUGUGUACGGAGGCAGAGGCCCUCCCUCUCAUCUGCAGCAUCACGCCGUCUACUCCCGCUCAUUCCUACGGCAACAGGAGCUCUACGCCCUGCAGCAUCAGCACCAGCAGCAGCAGCAGCGAGCCAUGGAGCACAUGCAGCGCCACUCCUUAGGACAGAGAAAACACGAGGAGCACGCCAUCACCAUAGAGGACUCUCCUCACGAAACUUCCGCCUCCAGAACUCACUCCUCUUCAUCCUCUUCUUCGUCCAUCACCUCCUCUCACGUGGCCAAACCCUUCUCCCACACCCCUCCUCCGCCCAAGACUCCUACGCCGUCUCCGGGGAUGUGUCCCAGCAGCCGCCAGUCGCCCUGCUACCACUCCCCGUCCAGGCGGCCUCACCCGCCGAACCCCCUGACCCCGGCGCCGAGCCCGGCUGCGGCGGCGCCCCGCUCCCCGGCGCUCAGCCCCGCUCCUUCGCACCUCUCUAAGGGGCUGGAGAGGGGCAGUGACAGAGGAGAGGGACAGCCACCUCAGGACUACCCACAAUCCCUAGAGCCAGACUUACCACCUGUUUAUAGCUACCCUCCGAUCACCAUGGGUUACAAGGCCGGGCCCUCGCCUCCUGAAGCUCGAUUGGCUGAACAAGCCUCAGUAGAGGCGGAGCCGGCAGAGCCCGAGUCCAAGGCGCUCCCACAUCCAUGCCCACACAUCACUAAAGAAGAGGAGAGGAGGGAAGAAGAAGACUGUGAAGUGGUGGAAACCCAGAGUGGAGUUGCAGAGGAAGUGAAGGAGGAAAGGAGGGUGGAAGCGAAAGGAUGCUUCGAGACCGAGAGCAAAAUUUCUGGAUUGCCGCCAUGCUCUUCCCCAGCUUUGGCCCCAGAUCCAGCCUGCCUGGCCACAGCCAUGGGCAAAGCCCUAAAAGUAGAGCUCUCUCUGGGCUGCCCGGGCCAGACGGCUGGCCUGGAGGAGCCCCAGCUAUCCAAAGAGGAGCAGGAGGACGAUGAGGAACGUGGAAAAGAGGACGUGGAAGAGGAUGAGGGAGAGAAAACGGGGCCUGAACCAACAGAAUGUACUGUGUUUGGAGAGGAGGAGGAGGAGGAGGAGGACGACGGGGACAAAGAUGGAGAGAAUGUAGAGGUGGUCGAGGAUGAGGAGGAAGAGAAGGGGAGUCCAGGCGAGGACUCCGUGGAACUAAAAUGCAACUCUCCCGCUUCUUCCCCGUCCUCCGACCUCGUCGUCCUUCCUGCUGCUAGCACAGCGGCCCAGCUCCAAGGGGCCUACAUGUGGAGCCUGGAGCUCCUGAUCGCCGCGGCUCUGUGCGCCACCAGAGAUGCCUUGUACCCACCGGCACCUGCCGUCCGGGCCCCGAGCCCUCCGCCACACCGCGGUAUGGAGAUACUGGGAGAACUUGCCGACCUGGAGAUCCAGCAGAGGAGCAGGGAGAGCAAAGAGAAAGAGGGUGAGGACAUGCUGACCUUCGACCUCCACAGUCUGGCGACGCUGGCGGCCGCCCGUGCCCUGGAGAUGGGGGGAGGGGAUGCAGGCGCGGGGGCGGACCAGCAGUGUCCAAUCAGGAAGAGGCUCAACCUGCGCAGGAAGUGCAGCUGGACGCCUCGCCAUGAGCCGGUGUGCCCAGUGAAGGGCUCCAUGGAGACGAUGGGAGGGGAGGAGCUGGCCAUGCGUGUCCAGCUGGCUGAGCUACAGCGCCGCUACAAAGAGAAACAGAGAGAACUGGCCAAGCUACAGAGGAAACACGACCACCAGAAAGAGGAGACGUCUCGCAGCCCUGCCCGCCGGGGGCCCGGCCGCCCCCGCAAGCGCAAGUCCACCCCCGGCCCAGCUGCCGCAGAGAGCUCCAAAAGACUCAGAGCUGGGCUGACUUUACUGGAGGAGAAAGCCAGGAAGAAAAUGUCCAAUCACGGCUUCAACAGCCUCAGCGCCGCACAGAUGAAAGCUCGCUGUAAGCACAGAGGUCGGCCCAGCACCCUGAGCUCCAGGCUGGCCAGGCGGGUGACCCAGCUGAAGCAGAAGGCCGCGGCACAGCGUGGAGCGCCGUCGGCAGGCAUGCUGCACUGCAGAGGGAUCCCUGGCGAAGAAGGCACCUCCAAGAGUCACUGCAGACAAGGAAGAAAAGACCUGCAGCUGGACUGGGCAGCUGGUCUCACUGUAAAGAGGAAGAGGGGUCGAAAGCCCAAAGCACUGAUGGGCGUCAACACCAACAGAUCUCACCACAAGGACGGCUCUGAGAGACAGGAAGUCAGGGAGGAGAGGACCGACAGCGAGAGUUCAGAGCGCGAGGAGGAAGAGGACGACGGCAGCUACGACAGCGAAGACGGAGCCGGCGACACCAAGAUUAGCUCAUCCUCUAAAGAAGCUCCUGCCGGGAUCGUGCCUUUUUCAUCGCAGUCCUCCAAGCUCCAAGCGUACCAGAAAGCCAGGAGUAAGAGACCGGGGCCUCCAGGCAUGGGGAGUGUGCACAGUGCAGAUCAGAGGAGAGCACCCAGGAGGCCGAGCCUCGCCAACACAGAAAGGGGACAUCCGGACCACCAGGGGACCAAUAGAGCGUCUCUGCCCAGCUGGGGUGCGUUGGCGGUGGGCUGUAGCUUUGGGGACAGCCGGGUGAACCACAGAGCUCUGAUGGAAGCAAGCAGGGCCAACAAGGAAGCCAUGAGGAAGAGCUCAUCGGGACAGGGCCUGCUGGGAAAGGCCAAGGGCCACGCAGUGAGCCGGCUCCUGCAGAGCUUCGCGGCCGACGACGGCUUCCGGUUGGACGAGGACAGCAGCUUCUCCGAGGGAGAGGAGGAGGAAGAGGAGGAGGAGGAGGAGGAGGAGGAGGAGGAAGAGGAGGAGGAGGAGGAGGAGGAGAUGAAGUUGAUCCACCUCCCUCCCAACAUGCCUUGCAGAAUACCCGCGCUGCCAAACUGUGUGCUGAGUAAAGAGAUGCUGGUGGACGGCCUGAAGAUCCUCAUCUCCAAGGAGGACGAGCUGCUGUACGCCGCCUGUGUCCAGACGCUGGACCUGCCUGACAUAUUCAGUGUUGUCAUCGAAGGGGAACGUGGGAAUCGCCCCCGUAUCUACUCGCUGGAGCAGCUACUACAGGAAGCUGUGUUAGACGUGCGGCCUCAGAGCGAGGCCAUUCUGACUGCAGGGACGCGAGUGUGUGCCUACUGGAGCGAGCGCUCUCGCUGUCUUUACCCCGGAUACGUCCAUCGAGGAGGUCCAGGUGAGGAGGAGAAGGAGGGCAAUGUGAUGGUGGAGUUUGAUGAUGGUGACAGGGGGAGGAUCUCGCUCACAAGCAUCAGGCUUCUGCCACCCGGAUACCAAAUCUGCUGUGCGGAACCCUCUCCAGCACUUCUGAUCUCACCUGGUCACCGCGGGAGACGAAGCUCCACCCAGGAGAGGAAAGACAGAGAAACCACAGAGAAACCAGCCAAUGAGGAGCCAGCAGGGAGGCCCCAAGAGAAACGACCAGUUGGCAGACCGAAGAAAGUCCACUCAGUGCCUAAGACCGCCAGCACGCCGACAUCAGUAACAGACACUGGCAACGCUUCCUUGUUGAACUGGUCCGCGCCCAGGAAGAGACCCCCAGUUGACUUCUUCCUCUUCAACGGGACGUCUCGUAAGACCCAGAGGAGGAUACGAGAGCGAGACUUGGGGCUGUUUCACCGGCCCGCCUCCCACCUCCUCGCUCCCCCGAUGCCCAUCAAAGGCAUCUUCGGCUCCCCGUUUGAAGGUGACUCGUUCAGCAGCAUCGCCAACAGCUACUCCUCCUUCAGAAGCGGCGGGAGCUCUGGAGCGGGGCGACCGGUCGCCGCGGCGGCUUCCGUGGGGCUCCGGGACUCCUCGUCCUCUGCUUGCUCCUCGGCCGUCGCCAUGGCGACGGCAGCUGGGAGCAGGAAGCCGGCGAGCGAACGCGACAGGAAACAGUUACUGGUGAAGCUCGACCACGAAGGUGUGACCUCUCCUAAAACAAAAAACGGCAAGGCCCUGCUACGACUCGGGGGGAGCGAAGGGAAAGGAGGCAAGAGUCUCGCCCCCGCUGGAGCGCCGCUGCGAUACAUCAACCCCACCCUGCUGGUGAAGGAUGACAAGAAGGGAGGAGGGGAAAGAGACGGCGCCAAGGCCCGUUCUGAGCCUAUUGUAAAGGGCGCCCCACCUCUGAGGAAGGAUCUGCUGUCAGCAGUUGGCGUCCAAGGUGGAGAUUACAGUCCGGACUACCCGAGUGACUGCCCCAGCUCGUACUCUGAGCUGGACGAGGAUGACGAGGACGAUGGUCAGGCUGCCGAAGCGCCUAGAAGAAGCGCAGCGGACGCCUCUCACCGCGGAGGCCGUUUUCUCUCCCGCCUCUCCGCCUGCUUCUCCUCAUCCUCCUCCUCCUCUUCCUCCUCCGGCUCCAUCUCCUCCUCGUCCCUCUGCUCGACGGACAACGACUCCUCGUACUCCUCCGACGAAGAGUCCUCCUCCGUGCUGCUGCGCCGCGCGCUGCUCCAGCAGGACAAACACAAGCACAGGCAAAGCUUGACCUCCGACCUCCUGAGCCCCGACCCCUCGAGCUCCUCUCCCUCGGCCGCGACCCCGGCUCACGGCUUUGUGGCCAAAGCCAGUAUGGCGGUGUCGGGGUCGAAGGUGAGGGCUGACAGAACAGAAGACAGGAAGGAGUUUGUGUCAAAAGGAGGCGUGGCGGCUAACAGUAACACGGCGAAGAACCAUCUGAAGAGGAAAGAAGGAAUUUCGAGCAGCCACCAUCAGAGGCAAAGCAGUCCAGUGAGCCAGCAGCCGAAGACCGCCUCCAAAGACCCAGCACCAGCUAAGAGGCAGCGGAUGUCUUCACCUGAGCCUCUGCCCAACAUGACGCCCCUUCUGCCUGGACGCCAGCUCUGGAAGUGGUCCGGCAACCCCACACAGAGGAGAGGUCUGAAGGGUAAAGCCCGCAAGCUUUUCUACAAGGCCAUCGUGAGGGGCAAGGAGACGGUGCGUGUCGGGGACUGCGCUGUGUUCCUGUCACCCGGCCGGCCCCAGCUGCCCUACGUGGGCAGAGUGGAGAGCCUCUGGGAGUCGUGGAGCUCCAGCAUGGUGGUCAGGGUCAAGUGGUUCUACCACCCGGAGGAGACUCGCCUGGGGAAGCGACACCGCGACGGCAAGAAUGCCUUGUAUCAGUCGAGCCACGAGGACGAGAAUGACGUGCAGACCAUCUCCCAUCGCUGCCAGGUGGUCAGCAAGGCCGAGUACGAUCACCUGAUGCACGAACGAAAGCCCGGCGGCGCGGCGGAUGACCUCUUCUACCUGGCCGGGACGUACGAGCCGACCACGGGCCAGCUGAUCAGCGCCGACGGCAUGGCCAUCGUGUCCUAGCACCGCCAAGCUAGAGAGAAACCCAAAUAUUGAACCUGAACUCUGGAGAUCCAGGAUGAUCCUUCAGAACGGGAGCUUAGGGGACGGAGGGAAACCAAGACAAAGAGUUUUGACUCUGCGUAUUGAUCCGUCCCUUGUAAGAGAAGGAGCUCGCCCACUGGAUAAAGCCCGACAGUACUGGCACUUAAGAGGAGCCCGGUUUGUUCUGGGGGAAAAAAAGUCUGACCCGCGUCAGAUUUAUCAGAUGUGGACUGAGGCUCCUUGUCGCAGCGAGAGUCUCCAGCCUUCCCUGUGGCUGAAACAACAGAGUAUCUCGUCACUGCGACAAGAUUACGGCAAACAAAAGAGCAGGAACCAAGGACAAGAGCACUUUGGAGUACAGUCGCUUGGAUAUGCUACGGAAAGGAGGGCGUCAGACUUUCUGAAACAAAGACUGACUAAACAGAGAGACUGUAUGGUAAGGAGAGACUUACUGUAAACCACACUGGUUUGGAGGGUUUUAAUGGUCUUAUACUGGUAGUUUGACGGCCACAGCGUGAUUGGGAGAUCCCCAACAGGACCAAAAAACACUGUAGUUCGGACUUUGUGUGUAUGUGCGCGUGUGUUUGCAGAGUGGCUGCAAUGAUGACCCUGUUUGGCAUUUAAUGAGCUCUAAGUAAAUAGUGCUUUAGCGUGCGUGUGUGUGUUUGUACUGUACGCGUGGUCACCCCGUGAGGUGACGCCAUGACACGCCGUCGGUAUGUAUUAACCUGUCCAGUACUUAAACGUGCGGUUUUUCAGCCCUCGCGACUGAAAAACCGAUUUCUUCUCCUGUCAAGCCAUACACGUCAAUACCUCUCUCUCUCGCAUCCUCCUAUUCGGGUGCGGAGACACAUGUACAGGUAGUUGUUUGUUUGAAAUGUGCGUGCAUGGUGGCGAGCGAGCGUGAGUGCGUGUGCAUGGGCGUGUGUGUGUGUGUGUGUGUGUGUACAGCAUCAUGUGUAAUAUAACAUGUUGUAAAUAGUAUACAUAUAUAUUUGUUUUUUUUGUUGUUUUCUUUUGCAGAGAAGAUUAUUUUAUUUUGAUUUUUUUAGGGUGUGUGCGGGCGGGUUCGGGGGGGUCUGACAGAGGGAGGAGGUCGGGUUCGUGUCCUCCUCUCUCAAUGCACUGAACUGAGGUUUGGAUUUGGGGUCAAACUGUACAACUGAUGUGAAGACUUUGUGGUUGUAAAGCCCUGCUUUAGGCAAAGGCCCACUGUGUAGAAAAGGGUGUUUGGGAAAUGUUUUUAUAAGGAAAUCAGAAAAAGUGUCUUUUUAAACAUGUGUCCAAUACUUUUUUUUUUCUCUUUCCGUUGGGUUUAAAAUGUGCAUUUCCUGUUGGGAGCUUUUUUUUUUUUUUUUUUUUAACAAAUACUGGAAAAAGAAACUGAGUUUCUGCUGUUCUCUGAUCCUAAAAGAAUCUUCUUUAUCUAUUUUAGCCUGUAUUCCUAUAUAAAAUGUAGAUAUUUAUCUGGCAUCAAAAAGAAACAUACCAAAGCACCUGUGAGUUUACGCUUCUCCGCAUUAGAAGAAAAACAAUUUUAUGAAAAAAAAAAAAAAAAAAAAGACGUUCAAUCAAAAAUCUGAAUCCGGGACCCC
Messenger RNA from Sebastes umbrosus (honeycomb rockfish), 10707 nucleotides. It is a transcript of the gene bahcc1b, whose product is annotated as BAH domain and coiled-coil containing 1b. The record is from RefSeq and is a predicted model, not a curated record. Gene Ontology annotation, molecular function: chromatin binding. NCBI's taxonomy places the organism in Eukaryota, Metazoa, Chordata, Actinopteri, Perciformes, Sebastidae.